This is a messenger RNA of Sordaria macrospora k-hell, 3129 nucleotides long. RefSeq lists its product as uncharacterized. The record is from RefSeq and is a predicted model, not a curated record. Gene Ontology annotation, cellular component: endoplasmic reticulum membrane. Lineage: Eukaryota; Fungi; Ascomycota; Sordariomycetes; Sordariales; Sordariaceae.
AUGGAGGGUGACACUGCGGCCCCAAAUGGCGGACACCAACAGCACGGCCACGGUCCCCACGUCGCCGUCGCCAACCACGACACCAACACAACACAAGCGCAUGCUCCGAUAGCCGCCGAUUCAGAAUACCUACAAGUCAACGAUAGGAAAACAAGCGUUGAAGAUGGUGGCGAACACUCCAGCACAGCAACCAGCCACCUCCCAUCCCCGCGCCUCACCGCAACCGACCUGGCAGCUCGAGCUGUCCACGACAUGAACACCGACAUGACAUCCGCGACAAACGGCUCAGAUCCCUUGAAUGACCGCCUUACUCCCGUCAAAGAGACAUUACCAUAUGCUACCCCGACCGAACCAUUCGUACCUUUCGUCCAUCUCCCGACACCCGAGCCCGACCCUCAACCAACAGCUCCGGCGCAACCCCUCAGUCCCAGCUGCUCCAAGACCCGAAGCCGAUCAGGGACAAAGACAGGUGCCCAUGAUGGAGUUCGCCGUCUGUCCGCGUCCAAGAUCCAAGAACUGACAAACGCGCCCGAAUCUCUGCCCAUCGCGACAGCUCCCGACCGUCAGCAGCCCGUCGAACCUACAUUCUCACCAACCCUCGCCGAAGUGAGCUCCAGACUCCAGUCUCAGCUGGGAAUCGCAAAUGGAAAUGGUCCCAACACAUCAAGCACAAGAUCACACCCACAACAAUGGCCUACAAUCGCCCCGCGAACCGUGUCUACUCCACCGGUGAGCAGGCGUCUCACAGCCACAGCAGCCCCUCAACAAGCUCGUCCAUCGCAGGAAGCCUCGAUCCGUCGCAACUCAUACCAGCCAAAUCCUCGACCGCCGCCUCUCGAUCUCGAUGGAACAAGCAACUUUAACCCUGGCGCCGCCGAACCUAGGGCCGCCCCUCCACCACGUCAGCAGCCCGAACCUGACGCGGCGCCCCCAUCGCCCAUACCGCAGAAUAUCCCUCUACCGCCUAUGUCGGUUCCUACACUCUUACAACUCGAGUUGGCUGGAUCGCGACCGAGUCCGCUAUACAUCCACCACUCGUACACUAGCGACAUACCGUACGAGUCGAGCGCAAUCAAGUUUGAGCGGUUGAAGAACUUCUUGGUUGUGCCCUUUGUCCUCGAGCGAUCCAUAACCUUUGGUGCUUUGGCUUGUCUGGACGCUUGGCUAUGGACCUUCACCAUCCUACCCAUGCGCUUUGGCAUUGCUGUGUCGAUUCUGCUUCAAUGGUGGGGAUACGUUAUUGCCAAGGAAACUCGAUGGGUGGUAGGAUUUGUGUGGUACGGCCUGGGACGGAUGUGGAGGCGAGGUCGCCGUGGACGGUCAGAGUCAGUGGCGAGUACGGAUGGUCAGCGGUCACGCAGUCAAAGUCGAGUACGGGACCAGCCGGUUAAUAACAGUACGAGUGCUACCACCACCGGCGCCGACACCGGCCAUCCCAAUCUCAACCUCCGCAUGGCCCCCGGGACUAAACCCGCCGGUCCCAGCCGCCGUGGAAGAGGCUUCGGCCACCGUCGAACCAAAUCCAACCCAUCCAACCUGACACACUACAACAAAGCCGACCUUCUCCAAGGCGCCGUGGUAAUCGUCUCCUCCAUAGCCCUCAUGUCCCUCGACGCCUCGCGCAUGUACCACUCUAUUCGUGCUCAAUCCGCCAUCAAGCUCUACACCAUCUACAACCUCCUCGAAGUCGGCGACCGUCUGUUGUCCGCUCUCGGACAAGACAUCUUCGAAUGCCUCUUCAGCAACGAGACCUUGUCAAGGGACAGUCUAGGCCGCAGCAAGGUCUUGCUCCCCCUAGGCAUCUUCUGCUUGGCUUUGGUCUACAACAUUCUACACGCGGUUAUCUUGUUUUACCAGGUGAUAGCGCUGAACGUGGCUGUGAAUUCCUACAGCAAUACCCUGCUCACGCUGUUGAUGAGUAACCAGUUUGUGGAAAUCAAGUCGGCUGUGUUCAAGCGGUUCGAAAAGGAAAAUACCUUCCAGAUGGCUUGUGCUGAUAUCGUCGAGCGGUUCCAGCUGUGGAUCAUGUUGUUGAUUAUUGCCAUGCGCAACGUGGUGGAGGUCGGCGGGCUUAGUGUGCCCGGGGCUGGCAGCGAGGAUUCAGGGCCGAGUUCGUUCCCGCUGCAUACGGCGAGUAUAUUGCCUGCCAGUUUCACGAUUCUGCCGAGCUGGCUUUGGAGCGGAGAAGUGCUAAGUCCGUUUGUGGUGGUCAUUGGCAGCGAGAUGGUGGUGGAUUGGAUCAAGCAUGCUUAUGUCAACAAGUUCAAUAAUAUCAAGCCAAACUUUUAUAGCAGGAUAUUGGAUAUCUUGUGUAAGGAUUAUUAUACAAACGCCUUCGUAACCCCCCAGCUCACCCGGCGUCUCGGCCUGCCCCUUUUACCCCUAUCCUGCCUCUUCAUCCGCGCCUCCUUCCAGAUCUACAACAUGUUCGUCGCCGUCCACGUCCCGACACCACUACCGCCUUCGACACAAACCUCGCUGUCAGUCGACUCAGCCACGCCAUCACCCGCCAUGCUCGCCGCUUUAGAUCGCCUAGACAAGAAGAUCCGCAUUGCUUUAGGCCGAGCAGUCUACGGCAGUUACCCCUUUGGAGAAUCUGACGGUGGCGGACUAGCUGAUAACAUCAGCUCCAACUCCAACUCUUUUCCCACAGAGGACAUGCCAGAACCAGCUGGUCUGGCAACACAUAUCUGGUCCUCAAUCUCCCAAUACCUACCAGAAUGGAAGUGGACCUCCGACGACGUCAUAGCGUUCUUCACCAUGAUCACUGUUUUCUUGUUAAUCUUCCUGGUGCUGCUCAUCUUCAAGUUACUGUUAGGGAUGUUAUUACUGCGAUACUCAAGGGACAGGUACGCGAGGAUGAAAGCUAAGGAGGCGGCUAUCGCUGCUGGACAAGCGGAGAAGGAGUCGUACGAGACGAAAGGGAAGAGGGUCGGGGGUUAUGGACAGGUUGAGGUGGGGGAGGAGAGGAGGAGGUGGAUAUUUGCUGAUGAUCCGAAGGGACUUAAUAAAGUGCGGGAGAGGGAAAAGGGGGGUGGUGGAGGAGGAGGGAAAGGGGGUGGUGGGAAACAGGAGAAGGACUUGAAUACGGUGAUGAGGUAUGAGAUGAUUGCUAAGCGGAUAUGGUAA